This is a messenger RNA of Sphenostylis stenocarpa, 2805 nucleotides long. NCBI's taxonomy places the organism in Eukaryota, Viridiplantae, Streptophyta, Magnoliopsida, Fabales, Fabaceae. The record is from the annotation of a GenBank genome assembly.
AUGAUGGCUUCCGUAGAAGAAAAGAUUAAAAAUGGAGGAGUUGGAGCUGGAGGGGGAAUGGUUGUUGGGGGUCAAACUCUGGUGGCUGAGAUGAAACUGUUGAAAGAAAUGCAGGAACAUUCCGGGGUCAGAAAGACUUUGAAUUCAGAGUUAUGGCAUGCUUGUGCAGGCCCUCUUGUCUCAUUACCUCAGGUUGGGAGCCUUGUGUUUUACUUCCCUCAGGGACAUAGUGAGCAGGUGGCGGCUUCUACUAGAAGAACAGCAACCUCGCAGAUUCCAAACUACCCCAAUCUUCCAUCUCAGUUGCUGUGUCAAGUCCAAAACGUCACACUUCAUGCAGACAAGGAGACAGAUGAAAUCUAUGCUCAAAUGAGUCUCCAGCCACUGAAUUCUGAAAAAGAAGUCUUUCCCAUAUCUGAUUUUGGGCUAAAGCACAGUAAACAUCCCAGCGAGUUCUUCUGCAAAACUUUGACUGCCAGUGACACGAGCACACACGGCGGUUUUUCGGUUCCACGCAGGGCAGCAGAGAAGCUCUUUCCUCCAUUGGAUUACACAAUUCAACCCCCAACUCAAGAACUUGUUGUUCGAGAUUUGCAUGAUAAUACCUGGACAUUUAGACAUAUUUACAGAGGUCAACCAAAGAGACACCUUCUCACAACAGGGUGGAGUUUGUUUGUAGGCUCAAAAAGACUCAGAGCUGGUGAUUCUGUUCUUUUCAUCAGGGAUGAGAAAUCGCAAUUGCGAGUUGGUGUGAGGCGUGUUAAUCGUCAACAAACAACACUUCCAUCAUCAGUACUUUCUGCUGAUAGCAUGCACAUUGGUGUGCUUGCUGCUGCAGCUCAUGCCGCCGCCAAUCGAAGUCCAUUCACUAUUUUCUACAAUCCAAGGGCUUGCCCUUCAGAAUUUGUUAUUCCACUGCCUAAAUACAGAAAAGCUGUAUUAGGAACUCAGGUCUCAGUUGGCAUGAGGUUUGGCAUGAUGUUUGAGACAGAAGAAUCGGGUAAGAGAAGAUAUAUGGGUACAAUAGUUGGUAUUAGUGAUGUGGAUCCUCUGAGGUGGCCUGGUUCUAAAUGGCGAAAUAUUCAGGUGGAGUGGGAUGAGCCAGGGUGUGGUGAUAAACAGAAUAGAGUUAGUGUUUGGGAGAUUGAGACUCCUGAAAGCCUUUUUAUUUUUCCUUCAUUGACUUCAAGUCUAAAACGGCCAUUACAAUCUGGUUUCUAUGAAAACGAGUGGGGAACUUUGUUAAGAAGACCUUUUAUGAGAGUUCCAGAAAAUGGAACUAUGGAGCUCUCAAACUCAAUGCCAAAUCUCUACUCAGAGCACAUGAUGAAAAUGCUUUUCAAACCCCAGAUUAUUAACAACAACGGAGCAAUGUUAUCCGCCAUGCAACAAGAAUCUGCUCCUGCAAGAGGUCCCUUUCAAGAGAUGAAGACCACACUUGCACCAGAGAACAUGCCGCUUAGAAAUCUACACACUCAAUGUAUGCCCGACCAAACUAAUCGCUUAAACAUGCAAUCAUUGUUGAAAAGUGAUCAACCUGACAAGUUGCAUACUCUUGCCAAAAUUGAUAAUCAUCUGCCUUCUGGGAUAGUAACUGACAAGCCAAAAUUAGAACCUGAGGUAUUACCUGAUCAUAUGAUUGACUACCCUUCCAUGGAAGGUUGCAACAUUGAAAAGGUGGCAGCAAAUCCUGUUAACCAGCAAGGCCUAGCAAACGAAUUGACAUUCCAUGCUCAAAAUCAGACUCCUCUACUCACUCACUCUAGUCCAUGGCCUAUGCAACCUCAGCUAGAAUCAUCCAUACCCCAACAGCAAAUGAUUGACAUGUCUCAAACUGAAACUGCGAUGGUAAAUAGCCUGCUUCCUCAGCUAGACAUUGAUGAAUGGAUGGCAUAUGCUUCUUCCCAACCCUUUGCUGUGCCAAACAGACCAACUGGACCUUUAUCUGACUUGCAAGAACAUACCUCACUUCAACCUCAAGUAGUGAAUCCCCCUUUGCCUUCAAUGAACCAUGAAGUGUGGGAUCAUUAUGUCAAGAGUUUGAAAUUUUUGUCUCAAACAGACCAGCUAACUUCCAUAUGUCAGCCAGGGACUUUUGGCCUCAAUGGCAUGUCAAGUUCAAGCAGUUUGAGGGAUCUUUCAGCUGAGAGCAACAACCAAAGUGAGAUUUGUGUCAAUGUUGAUGUUAGCAACAACAGUGUAGGUACCACCAUGGUUGAUCCUUCUACUUCAAGCACCAUUUUGGAUGAGUUUUGCACAAUGAAGGAGAGAGAGUUUCAGAAUCCAAACGAUUGCUUGGUGGGCAACUUGAGUUCGAGCCAAGACGUGCAGUCUCAGAUAACCUCAGCAAGUCUAGCUGAGUCACACGCCUUUUCUCUCAGAGACAUCCCUGACAACUCAGGUGGCACUUCUUCAAGCCAUGUUGAUUUUGAUGAGAGCAGCUUUCUACAGCAUAACUCAUGGCAGAAAGUACCUGCUCCGAUCCGAAGCUACACAAAGGUGCAAAAGGCCGGUUCUGUAGGAAGAUCAAUUGAUGUCAAUACUUUCAAGAACUAUGAGGAGUUGAUCCGUGCAAUUGAAUGUAUGUUUGGACUUGAUGGUCUGCUAAAUGACACUAAAGGAGGAUGGAAAUUGGUGUAUGUAGAUUAUGAGAGUGAUGUUCUACUUGUUGGGGAUGAUCCUUGGGAGGAGUUUGUGGGCUGUGUCCGCUGCAUCCGAAUUUUGUCACCUUCAGAAGUUCAGCAGAUGAGUGAAGAGGGAAUGAAGCUUCUUAACAGUGGAGCUUUGCAAGGGAUGAAUGUUUGA